GCGGUUACAUUAGUUUGUAAAAGAAAGACACGACUUGGCCAUAUGCAGGGUGUGCUUGCAAGGUGUAUAUCUUUAAAAGGAACAAAUAAAAAGAUUUUGAGUUUAACCAUUUGAUAAAUUAAAUCGCUGUCACGCAAAUCUAAUGAAUGGGUUAUUAAGUCAGAAAACUAGUCAAACGUUAUCAUCAAGUAGUGCCUCAUUCUGGUGUUAGUGAAGCGAAGAGGAUCCUUAAAGUAGAAAGUGUUCAUACGAGUACAACCGUGUAUUCUUAUCGUAACCAAGCUUUUCCCCUUUUCUCUCUCCAUCCUACAUCAGCACGAAAAACAGCAGCAACAGCUUUUGCACAUCACAAAUAUUUAAUAUCCGUCGCGAUUACAGUUUUGAGCCGCUGUUAGUUUCCAUAGCCAACGAGAAAGAGAAUUACAGAGAGAGGUGAGCAUUGAACAACACCUCUCCAUGUGACGCAGCACAAGAGCCACGCAGGCCCAUGUUCACUACUGAUACUCUCCCUUCCUUUACUUCUUUACGUCCUCCACGCCCUCACUUCGUGCCCAGACAGUCAGGCCCGCUACCUCUCUCAUCCACACCUUCCCCCAUCCCCCAGCGUGUCAUUCUUACGUAUACGUUCCGUCACGUUCCCUGCCCCUUCAUCUACUCAUUCCCACCCCCCAUCCUCCAUGCUCCAUCAUUCCCUCCCCCCAACCACCACCAUCCCCUUCACACCGGCGACAGUGUCCGUUGACGUUGGUAUUGCUUUCCAAUAGAGAGAUGAUUGUCGGUGGAAAAUGUGGGAAACUUCAGUGUCCAAUGACGAUGGAAUUUCAAUGGCUUUUGUGUAUGUCGUUAUUGGUUGUGUUUCACGAGAUGGCGGGAACGACACGGAGCAACUAGAACACCGUUGAGGGAGACAAAUGCCCUCUAAGGAUGUCGAGUGAAAGAGAGAGCAUCUAGAACGUGGUUGAGAGAGAUUAAUGGUCCGUAGUACACAUACCUGUGGCUGCAGGAAGGGGGAACAUUUCGAAUAUCGUUGAGAAAGACUAAUGCUCCACAGGGGUUAAGGUGAACAGAGGGAACAUCCAAAACUGUUUGAGGGAGACAGAUGCUACGUGCUAUAUCACCCCAGUCAAAGGAAGGAGCAUUUAGAGCCCGCUCGAUGCACAACAACAUUCGCAAUGCCUUAGACGGAAAGAGUAAGAUAUUGGAGCGCCAUUUUGAGAUAGAUUCAAUUUUGCAAAAUAGUCUCAGGGCGUCUAGGCAUGAGCGAGAGAGAGAGAGAGAGAGAGAGAGAGAGAGAGAGAGAGAGAGAGAGAGAGAGAGAGAGAGAGAGAGAGAGAGAGAGAGAAUGAAGGCAUGUUGGCACACCAUGGUCAAACUCAGGAGGUCCUAUGGAAUAUUUGGAGGUUCACGUGAGAGUUGGUUGUGUGAGAUGACGUGAGGUGGUGCGGGCGUGUGAAGUACAGUGCUGCAGCGAGGUGAGGUGAUGAUGGUGGUGCUUUGGACGCUGAGGGUGUGCUUAUGUUUACCACUGAAAUGUGUGUGUCUGUGUGUGUGUGUGUGUGUGUGUGUGUGACGGUAGUUGAAGAAUACCGCAGUGUAUGUCUGCAAAAUAAUGUAAUGAUGAUGCUGUAAUGCACUGCUUUGUUAAUUAAAGCGGCAGGUGUUCCCUACUCUCAUUAUCACCUGCCGGUCUCUUCCGGGAAAAGGGAAUAUUUUUAUUAAUUUAUUUUUUCUUAUUUUUUUUAUAUAUAUAUUUUUUUUAUUUUUUACAGAAUUGAAAGCUGAAUUUUUGUUCUUUACUAUUAUAUGCGUAUGUUUACACCGGACUGAAGAGCACUCUGUACCCAGCAGAUCCAGUCAGCGUAGGAAUCAGAGUCGCUCUUAACUCACUAAUUAGAAGAGUCACCGUGUCGUGUAGUCUCAGCCACCUCACACAUGAACAAACAUGUCUAGAGCCUACAAGCUGUGGAUCUUCCCGGGACCACAGAGCGUUAUCCAGCGCUAUGUUUAACGUGUGCAAGGGGUUAUGCCCUUUAGGAGAGAUUACGUGUAGGCGAGCCUAACACUGCGGUCUGUGAAAGGUUGGGCAAAAGUUUUAUUCUCACUCAUAUGUUCAAGUGCACAAGAAGGCUUUGAAGUCCUUGUGUGUGUGUGUGUGUGUGUGUGUGUGUGUGUGUGUGUGUGUGUGUGUGUGUGUGUGUGUGUGUGUGUGUUUGUGUGUGUUUUACUUGUUGAUGUGUUAUGGUAUGAUGUUCUUUUUUUUAUUUAUUUAUUUAUUUUUUUACAAACUAUACGUAUAGGAUUGAGUCAAACACAUGAUAUCCCUUAUCUACUGAUAGUACUUUGUCAUACAUGUCUUGAUGUAUGUCUUCUUGACAUACGAGUAUAGAGUAUCUUCUGGUAAAAGUAAACUGUUCCUUGAAGUGAUAGGUCGACUAAGAAUGUCGUUUAUAUUAUUUGCUUUUUUCUAUCCCUUAUAGUCAUUUUCGAGUACAACGUUUAUGUCAUUUUCAUGACAUCCCUAUCACAUUGUCAAUUUUCUUCUUGCACUUCAUUAUGGGAAGAUUUAAUUUCCUCAGCCUAUCGUUGUAGCUUCUGGCUCUCGAAUUCGGCACAUCUCGUACUUACUUGUUGCAUUCCACAAUUUUUCGUCUUUUUAACAUAUAACAAUUGUAGGCUCCAGACAACAAUGAUAGUGAGUGUGUGUGUGUGUGUGUGUGUGUGUGUGUGUGUGUGUGUGUGUGUGUGUGUGUGUGUGUGUGUGUGUGAGUUGGCGAGAUAUUAGUACACGAGCUGCUCUGUGUCGCACCCACCACCCCCCGUCCCUCGUCCGUCAUCAAGCGGGGUCUCGAUCGUUUGCUUUCCCUGAUAUGAUUCUGGGUUGAAGGUCUGUGUGUGCCACUCUUUCCACACCUGGAUGACGCUCUGGCUCGCUGCCGGAAAUCUCUUAGGCGGCGUAAAAGACUGAUCGCUUUUCCUCUUCAGCGGACGGUUCAAAGCCUCCACUGCAUAAGCGGUAGUUUGUGUGGAAUGAAAAAGUUUCCUUUGUUGGUGUUGCGUGUUGAGUGCGGCGCGGUAGCGAUGGGGUAAAGGCGACUCCCCAUCACUGGCCCCUCUCUCUUUCCUAAAAGUGUGCAUCGCGGUCAUCAAGAGGGAAGGGAGGGAGUGUGGCGCGGGCUUGGGGGCGCUUGCCACCACCACUUUCCUUAACUCGGUCAUGACGGAAAUUUAGUAAUGUUGCGUUUAAAUUUUUUAACUAUAAAUACAUUGAAAAUAACCCACUAACUGGGUGGAGACUAAUGACACUCGCUAGGGAACGUUGAACUUGGGAGGAACUUCAGCAGUCUCUCGCCGCCAUUACGUUACUGAAACACCUUGGCCCAGCGCUGGUCCCAAGGCGUGGACGCAUUGCUGGAGUACUGUGUGAGCCGCAGGUGUCCGUUAUGAACACAGCAGGGAGGAGCUCCGGCUCAUCAUGAACCUUGGCCGCCGAACGCCCCUGUACUCGCUGGCCGAGGACAGGGAAGAGACCGUGUACAUGCUGGACGAGGACCCGCCUGAUGACGAGCAAGAUCGAUCCCGGCCCUGGUGGAAGAGCUGGAAUCGGAAAUACGUGUUGUUGUGUGGAACCUGCGGAGCCUCGGCCGUCCUGUUGGGCACCUUCUACCUCAUUAUCUACUUCGUGCUCAGGUCCUACACGUCGUCGCUUCAAUACUUCGAGACUAUACCCACCUACGUGCCCGCUUCCGUGUUGAUCCUGACGGGCCUGUUGGUGUUGUGCUUCGUGAGGCGGAAGAACAGAUACUCCUACUUGAUCAAAGUUAGCGGGUGUCUGUGCCUGGUGUGUGCCGUGCUCUGCGUCGUCGUCACCGUCACCACCACGGUCCUUCACAUGAACCGCCUACAAACUCUUCACGAGUGCGAGUUCUUCCCGCACUCACAGUCGUGUACUUGCACGCCCUACACCGGCGUGCACGACCCCACCCAGGACGUACGCUACGAGUUCUCACUGCUCAACGUGGGUGCCAGCUGUGACGUCAUCCAUGGCCCGCUGUACUCGUGCCUGCGUGCCCUCUUCGGCUUAUCUGUCAUCGGCAUCCUGGUGUCCAUCUUCUCGUGCAUGUUAGUGUACCAACUGCUGAGCCAUGAGAAGAAAAAGAUGUAUUGGGAACAGCUGGAACACCGUCGUCGGCUGUUAUACCGACGUGCUCCAGCUCCGAAUGCAUGUUCGUGCUGUGACGACUAUGGCUUUGUUCCACCGUCUGAACUGUAUCCGUGGGCUCCAUGGGACACCCUCGAUGACAGAUACUGGGCUGGUGGGCACUUAUACACUCCUGGUGCUGAAGACUCCUCCAAUGCCUCCCGCUCAGUCCUUCUUGGAACAACCACCACACCCCAGGGGCAAGGACCACUUUGGCUCCCAUGGGGUGGUGCCUGGGGUGCACACAGUGGAGCAGCACCACAACAAAACCAACAACAUCAGCAACAGCAGGCCACUACCCCAGGAGAUCCAAGUGGAGUUGCAACAGGUAUUGGAUCGACAGAAAACAAUCCAAAUGAAGACACCAGGGCACAGGUGACAGGAGUACUUCUCCGUCCCUUCCUCCCUCGAGGUUUGGAAAAUCGACUGGGUCUUCGUCGGCAGCACCCACCAGGUCCUCAGAGUAGACGACCAUUGUCAGACCCAGGUGUGGUGCUACAGCUGCCUCGCUACCCUCCUGCUUUUACUGAGGCCUAUCUGCCUCCCAUGGCUUACCAGGAGGCAUUCCCUCGUUACAUGUGGGGACCGCCACCACCUUACUCCCAACCCACUUCUUCAGAGAAUUUGGCCAUGCAAAUGUCACCCCACCAUCAUCCAAACUCUCCAACCUCACCUCAGGGGUUGCAUGGGUUAAUGGCACAAGCAUUAAGGUCCUCCCCUGCACACCGUCCUGCCACUUUGGCUGACUUGAUGCAUGGUCCUGCAAGUCCCACCAGCAACACCUUAUCUUCUCCCAGUGAUGACUCAGAGAUCAUGAGCUCCCCAUCCCAAAAUCAACGGGUGACUCGAGGGCGGCACAAGGGCAGUCCUGGUGAUCAAGGAGGAACAUUAGGUGGAUCCAGUUCUCUCCCUUCCCGUCACCGUUCACGUAGACUACCCAUAGGACACGUCAAAUCAUUGGGAGAUGUUAAUGAGCACAAGCAUGAUGAACCUCUGGAAGUGCUAUUCUGUGAUGGAAAAGACAUUGCUCCAUUGGAUAAAUUUCAGUCUCAAGCUGAUGUGCCUCGUGAUACAUACCGCAGCAAACACAUCAAGAGUAUCAGUGAUCCUAAGGUGGUAUACACAACUGGCAAAAAUGAGCAAGAAUCCGAGCUGUACUUUGCUGAUGUUUCAUCGUGCAUCUCUGUAAGGCAGGAUGGAGAUGAAAUGCUGUAUUACUCAGAACCUACCAGCUCUGCUAGCCAGAACACACCUUCUCCUACUGAUAAGGAGGCCCUGGAUGCCACGGUUAACCAUACCUAUGAACAAGUACGUGAGAAAGACGAUGAUAGCUCCCAUCAUGCCUCUGAUGAUACUAUGAUUGUGCACACUUCAUCUUCUGAUCACAGUCUUGCUGCUGAGACAGAAAAUACAUACAGUGUGGUGUCACCUCUCACAGACAUGUCAAGCACCUCCCCUAUGAUCACUGAUACAGAUGCUUAUUCCUGCUACACACCUACCACAUCAGGGCCCUCACCCUCAUCACCUAGCCAGAGAGACAACACUCCCUCUACACCCCAGACCACAUAUAACCAUAAUCUUUCUCUUCAUUCCAUCCGGCAACUCCACCCACUUCAUCCUUUACACCCAUUACACCACAUUCGUCACAUACAUCCAAGUGGCAGAUCUCACCUUAACGACAAUGAGUCCAUUCCACCACAGCUCAGUGACUGUCCUGAGGGAGAACUUGAGACAGAACACUGUUAUGAGACACUACCAGGAUGCACUGAUGACCCUGCUACUUCCACAGGCUCUCCAACCUCAACUUCAGAGCCUUGUCAGGAGGGCACCACACAUUCAGCAGAUGCUUCAGACCUCAAUGGAAAUGUGACAUUGACUGAAGCUGUUGUACAUAUGGGUCCCCCCGUGAUGGAUGGUUCAGUGUCAGGCAGCCAGACCUCUCGGGCAUCAAGGGCCAACCUUUCCCUGCCCCUUCGUCGGGUUCUUUCUUCUUCCAGUACUAACACUGAGGAGGUUGCUGAAGACUCCCCAACUCAGGACUCUGAAAUGGUACCUGUAGACCAGAACCGCAGUUCAGGAGGGCGACGUGGAGCUACAGGAGGAGGAGAACGCCUCUCCUAUCAUAGCUCAGAACCAAACACUCCUGCUGAAAGAAGAAUACAUUCGGUACAAGAUCUUCUAUUUACACUUAAAUCUGUUAAUGUGUAGGUGAGUGACAGCUGAUCACUGAAUAUGAUCCAGCACAGCUCAGAAUCCAUUACUUCAAAAGAAUGUACUCGGUACAAGAUGUACAAGAUUUUCAUUUUACACUUAACCUGUUAAUGUUUAGGCAAGUGAAAGCUGAACACUUUGUACAGUCUAUACGAAGAGUACCUUGCAGUAGUCAUCAUGAUACCUAAUAAUGCCGGUAUUCAAAGUGAUUCACUUCUGUGUGAUUCUAAACAAGUCAAUGUCAUUAGAAUAAGAAGUUUCUAAUAAACUUUGUGUGUGUGUGUGUGUGUGUGUGUGUGUGUGUGUGUGUGUGUGUGUGUGUGUGUUAGUGAAAUAUGUGAGAAUUACUCUAUGCAAAUACUUACAUUCUCAUUGAGGUCUAGAGAAACAGUUCCAUUAUCAUGACGGAUGGGAACCAUGUGACCUCGGCUGCAACAGCAGGUCUCUGGCAAUGGGAAUAUGACAAAUGAGAUGUGUUGAGUGCCACUACCACUAUAGUUGAAGUGACAUGAUGGCCUAUGAGCAACUACCUCCUGCAGCAUGAUCACCAACCCCCGGCUACUAGCCAGAAUUGCAGAGGCAUCUCGUAAGUGGAAUACUCUCCCAUGGUUACUAAAUUGCAUCUGCUUUGCUCUAAGGAUGAACAUGGAAGAACUUGAAGGUUGCCAGGAGAGAGCAACAUUUCCAUUCUCUCUCAUACAAUACUAUUUUUUCUAAAGCUAGUGUUUCACAUGAAGAGCAGUGGGACAACUGGAGGUUUCAUGGCAAGGUAGGUUUCAUUAGGUUAGCUGAGGCCUCAGCUGUUGUCUAAAUCCAUGCCAGCACAUUUAAAGCUUGACCAAUGCCUUCAUUUGUAUAUUUAAAAAAUUGGACAGAAACUGUCAGGCCAGUUCAGCAAUAUUGUAAGCACUGACAUUCUUCCUGUUAUUAAUUUUAUUAAUUUUCAAAAGUGCACAAAUCCAUGAUACAUAAUGAUGUGUAUGUAGCUCAACCAGGUGUUCCUGACAUGCCUUUUUGAUGCCAAUCAAGGCCAAUCACAUAAGCAGUGGUGAGCAGGAAUGCUGGUCUUUAUCUUUUACUUGGUGUUUUUUUUUAAUGAAAUGAGUCCCUUCUGGUGACAAGGUAUGGUUUUCACAGACUCAUAAGUAUCAGAUCCUACUUCCCUUUCAGUGGGCAGUUCCCAUUCAUAGAAGGCAGACAUGUACACAUAAGUUCAUUUUCAAAGUGCACCUGUGAUAACAUGCCAAAAGUACUCACUGCCAUUUCUUGAGGGCAAGAGGCUGAGGGGAUGAAGGCUAAAGGGCACACCUUGGCAUAAAUUGAACCCAGCUUUCACCUGAUGAGCAGUUUCAUGCUACAACACCAAUCUUGAUUGCUUUUUUACUUGCUUAAUGUGUAAAUUGAUGAUCCCUUCUUUGAGAAUGCCCCAUUAUGUUCCAUUUUGUCCCAUAGGAGUGCUAUGUUACAGUGGUCAGUGGGUGGCACUGAUGUUAGUGCAAUAUGUUUGCAAUUUGUAUAAGAAUAUAAUUCAACAGUGUUAACUAAGGGCAUUAUUGUUAGCAUUUAUUGUGGUGUAAUAUUUAUUAAGGCAAGAUGUUGCCAUAUUUUGUAUCAUUGCAUCAUGCAAAGCUUUUUAGAAGGGUCACUGUCAAAGUCUUGUGUAAGAAAACAAAUUCUCUUCUUUCUCAAGACAAGAUUAAGGAAAUAUAAGACUUAUAUUCAAUAAACUUGUGUAUAUGAGUGAGAAGUAGCCCAGUGUAGGGUGGCACUAGUUUUUAAGGCUCACAACGCUCAGGUUGAUGUUGUCCAUAUCUCAUGUCAGUGACAAGGAUUGUUAAAUUUAAGUCAGUGAUAGAAAGAAUGAAAGUGAAAAUGUAUCACCGCAGCUGAUUUUCAGAAUUUAAUGAAAUAUUUUUUUACAGAACUCAAAACCGCUCACUAUAUAAGCUAUUUAAAAAGAUAAAAUUAACAUGAUUUGAUAUUGUAUGUGUUCCACAAACUAACUCUUUUUGUCACAAUGAAGUGCAUACAGGUAGGAGAGGAGCUCAUGGCACACAGGCUGUUACAUAUCUUUUUAUACUUACAGUCAAUGCACUUCAUAAAGAUCAGUGUGUAAAAUCCUUAAGGUUCUCUGCAAGAUUGACGUUUUUUUAGUUUGUUCUAUUUGUCUAUGUUGGCUAUGUUGUUGUUGUUGUUGUUAUUAUCAUUAUUACUAUUAUUAUUAUUAUUAUUAUUAUUAUUGUUAUUAUUAUUAUUAUUAUUAUUAUUAUUAUUAUUAUUAUUGUUAUUAUUAUUAUUAUUAUUAUUAUUAUUAUUAUUAUUAUUAUUGUUAUUCUUCUUCUUCUUCUUCUUCUUCUUAUUAUUAUUAUUAUUAUUAUUAUUAUUAUUAUUAUUAUUAUUAAAUUAUUGUCUUAUUGUUAAUGUUAUUUGUUAUAAUUAGUAUGGUUACUAUUGUUGUUGAUAUCUUUCUUCAUAUACUAUAUAGUAAUGAAAAUAGUAAUAAUACUACUACUACUACUACUGCUACUAAUAAUAAUAAUAAUAUCCAUUAUUAUUAUUAUU
Molecule: messenger RNA, 8971 nt
Organism: Scylla paramamosain (green mud crab)
Lineage: Eukaryota; Metazoa; Arthropoda; Malacostraca; Decapoda; Portunidae
Exons: 9
Coding region: 3473-6406 (977 amino acids)
Source: RefSeq, a predicted model, not a curated record